Messenger RNA from Polistes dominula (European paper wasp), 897 nucleotides. It is a transcript of the gene Sol1, whose product is annotated as CUB domain-containing protein Sol1. The record is from RefSeq and is a predicted model, not a curated record. NCBI's taxonomy places the organism in Eukaryota, Metazoa, Arthropoda, Insecta, Hymenoptera, Vespidae. Gene Ontology annotation, cellular component: plasma membrane.
AUGGAGUUCCUUUUACCAGUUAUUUUGAUUGGUUUUUGUAGAGACAGCUACGUCUCAACUAUUGGUUGCAAAUGUGUAAGGUAUAGCAGUACGGAUAGACCAUUGGGUGGUACGUUUAUGACACCUUAUUUUCCAAGAAGAUAUCCACCUAGCAUCGAUUGUCUUCUUUACACGUUCAUUGGUCAACCGGACGAGAUCGUAGAAUUAACAUUUCAUCAAUUCAGCAUACAUCGAGUUAGAUCUGAUUGUACGAGGGGAGACUUUGUUAAGGUAUUCCUUCAUUUGGAAAGCGAAGGAGUCUCGGAAUAUACACCCUGGUCUGGAAUUUUGUGCGGUGAAUUACGCGACAUCCCUCAAAUUUUGUAUAGUUCGAGAUCUACCCUUAUACUUGAACUUCACACCGAGUUAUCAUCCUCUAAUGCUACGGGCUUUUCUGGAACUUUUCGCUUCAUCGACAGACGAUUAUUCGAAACGGAUGGACUGUUAAUACCUGGAACGAUGUGCGACCACGAGUUUGUCAGUUCGCAAUUAACCCCUCAAUACGGACGAUUCUUCUCACCACGUUACCCCUCAUCCUAUCCGAAGAACAUUCGAUGCUCUUACCUAUUUCGUGCGAGACUCAAGGAGAGGAUUCAAAUAGUAUUCGAAGAGAUUUCUCUACAAAAAGGUGAUCUCAGUUGCCUGAAUAGAGCAGACUUAAUCAGGGUUCACGACGGAACGGAUUCAGGAACGCCCACAAUAGCCGUGCUUUGCAACCAAGGUGCAGAAGUAGAAGUACUCAGUACAGGGACAGACCUUUACGUCGAGUUUGUCGCUAAUUCCGAGUGGCCUGGCCAAGGCUUCAAGGCGAAGUUUGAAUUUCAGCCAUUGGACGAUUCGCCUCAUUCCGGUUUGUAA